GUGACCUACCUUUACAUUUCAAUUUUAAUUCAGGUACACGUCGUAUGUAAAUGUUCCCUCUGAUACGAGCUAGUCGAGUUAUCAGUGAGAGAUAACGGCGGACAUGACCGACAUUGACUUUGUGUUUGGGGGGCCUGGUCCUGAGGCGGUAGCCGGAUGUAAAGACAUUCUUCUACGAGCCACACAGGAACUUCUGACAGGGGAGGUGGACGAGCAUGCGUUGUUUGAUUACGGGCCUCCAUCCGGAGCUCCAGAGGUCAGAGGUCAACUGGCGAAAUUUUUGACAGCUCAGUAUAGGGACAAAGUUGAAAGUGAUAAUCUCUUCAUCACCGUUGGAGCUACUCACGGGAUACACCUGGUAACUACUGUACUGUUGGGUAAAGAUGUGCCCAUCUUUGUCGAAGAUCCUUCAUUUUUCCUCGCUCUUGGGAUGUUUAAAGAUGACUUUGGACAUCAAGUGAUUCCUGUUCCGACAGAGGAUGAUGGUAUAGACGUUACGGCUCUAGAGAAACUGUUACAGGAAACACCCGCUCCCACAAAAACAAAAAGUCCCUUCCGCCGGAUGUUGUACACCAUGACAGUCCAUCACAAUCCUACGGGAUCCUGUCUUUCACCAGAAAAGUGCCGGCGUCUUGUUUCUUUGGCCAGACAGUAUGACAUGUUGUUGUUCGGUGAAGACGUCUAUAAUCUGUUGACAUACACCAACGACGGUGUACCUCCACCCAGACUCUUCUCUUACGACAAAAAGGAUGAUCCGGACUUUCAAGGACACACCUUGUCAAACUGUACUUUCUCCAAGAUUUUUUCUCCAGGUUUACGUGUGGGGUGGAUAGAGACCUCGCCUAGAAUUGUCAAAAUGUUGAUAGACUGUUACACUACAACAAGUGGGUUCUGUUAUAACCAUUACAUGUCUUGUGUAGUUGCAAAGGCAUUGGAGCUUGGUCUUGUACAAUCAAACAUAAAGAGACUGCAAAAAUUAUACGGCGAGAGAAUCAAAAGAGCAUGUCGCCGUUUAAAGGAAAACCAACUCCCGGUGUCCUUUGUUGAACCAACUGGUGGUUUUUUCAUUUGGAUAAAACUACCAGAAAACAUGGAUGCAGCAGAUCUUUGUGAAAAAGCCAAAGAAAAUCAUAUUCUUGUACAAGUUGGUACUAUAGCAUCAGCAACUGGAGGAUUUAGGAAUUAUAUCCGCCUCUCCAUGAGCAUCUGUACAGUGGACAAAAUAGAGGAGGGAAUAGAUAAAUUAUCAGCUGUGAUUAGGACGUACCUCAAAUAAUUUUUAUUUGGUUGUCAUAACUGUAUGUCAACACGGUGCAUUACGGUGCAUUUAUAGACAUGGUAGUUCUUAUGAAAAACUAUUUAUAUUCUAGAUUUUUAUUGUAUACAUGUUAUAUUGUGUAAGUAACAAAUAA
Molecule: messenger RNA, 1412 nt
Organism: Saccostrea cuccullata (small rock oyster)
Lineage: Eukaryota; Metazoa; Mollusca; Bivalvia; Ostreida; Ostreidae
Exons: 10
Coding region: 104-1276 (390 amino acids)
Biological process (GO): biosynthetic process
Molecular function (GO): pyridoxal phosphate binding; L-2-aminoadipate:2-oxoglutarate transaminase activity
Source: RefSeq, a predicted model, not a curated record